Podarcis lilfordi (Lilford's wall lizard) is the source of this 9171-nucleotide messenger RNA. NCBI's taxonomy places the organism in Eukaryota, Metazoa, Chordata, Lepidosauria, Squamata, Lacertidae. The record is from the annotation of a GenBank genome assembly.
AUGUUUGAUAACACCCAGUACCCCUAUAAUUGCUUUAAUUACGAUGGGGAUGAUUACCCAACCUGCAGCUCUGAUGAAGAGAAAAGGUUCACCAGACCAGCAUACAGGUAAGCUUAACUUUUCCAACUCUCUUUCUCUCUCUCUCUCUCUCUCUCCAUAUUGUCAGUUGCUGGGGAAUUCCUCUGUGAUUCUUUGCAACGCUCAUCCACAAGCAUCUUCCAGGUGUGGGCAAACAAAAACAAAAUAAAAAGGAUAUGGGGUUGCAAUGAUUUUUGGAUUUUUUUUUUUAAUGACUUGUUUUAAUGCAUUUCAACUGCUCACAUUAUUUUACAAAUAGGAGCCAGGCUGAGUUUGGAUUUCAACCAGGGGGGCUCUAGACUGAAGUGGCAAAAAAAGGUUUGCUUGGGUGGCCUCAGUCUGAUCAGACUUGCCUACUGCAGAGGGUUGUUUGGCGGAUAAAAUGUGUACAGUGUCAUAAGUAUUUCCCCCCCAAAAUGUAGCCUUAUUUAAGUUUUAGAAUUGAUGUAACUGAUAGGGAUUGCUGUCCUCUGAUCAAUCUCCAACCCCGCUCCCCAUUCUCUGCAACAAUCUAAUGAAUAUAUCUUAAAUGCAUACGGUGAUAAAUUAACCACUUUAGGCAAGGAUAUAAGUGAGAUACUCAGGAUCUGAGUCUCUCAAGCAAGUCUGCUUAGUCACUUCUAAAUCUUUCAAAACGGCUGGAUUUUGACUUACUAAGUAGCUAAUCAAAUGUGCAUAUUACAAAAAAAUCUAGGUUCUUUUUUGACAGAUUGAAGGAAGCUUAUGGUUACUGAACAAAUACUUACCACUCACUAUUAAAAGAGAAGAUUGUCUUUAACCAUUUCUUCUUUAUUCUCUCUUGCAUUAACACCACACCUUAAAAAAUAGAGUAUGUCCUUAACUCUCAGAUCCACUGCUAAAGAUUAAUCAACCGAAGCACGAGUUGAUUAAUCCACUAUUUACAUUAAGUUGCACUUUCUAAAGAUCACAAGGAGAAAUACUUCCUGUUCCACUAUGCACAGUUAUAUGGGAAUAACCGUGCAUCCUAUGCAUGUCUACUCAUAGGCAAGCCCCAUUAAGUUCUAUGGGGCUUACUCCCAGGUAAACAUGUGUAGAAUUGUCACCUGAGCCCCCUAGAACUCAGUGGCACAUGCCACAUCCAAGUCAACCUGGACAGAACUGAAUUGCAAAGUGAUCCUUUGAUAUGAAGUGCAACCGCCUGCCACAAUUCACAGGAAUUUCAGUGCUGAGAAACUUCUGUUGUUGUUGGUUUUUCAAAAAAGUUGCAAAACGUGCCUGGGCAUGCUUUUUGGUGGUGCUGUGUGUUUGUGUGUUUUAAAUCAAAGCUCUUUCACUUGAGUGGAAUGGAAAAACAGUUGCCAAAACAGAGAGAUUGCAUUUCUCACUGUGCAACUGGAAGAAUCCUUAAGUAUUUUCCUUCUACUUAAAAUGGGCAGUCAGCAGCAGUCCUGCUACUUCUCAUGCAAUAAUGGGUCAGUCAUUGCUGUAGACAAGGGCUGAAGGAGAAUUCAGGACAUCUCUACUAGGCGUAAAUCCUACUUUCAGGAUCUCUUUUUAAAGAAACGCUUUGUGCUUUCCGCAAUCAACUUUCCUGAGUCAUAAAUGCCCAGGUGUUCUCAGUGGGAGAAUGUGACUUGAUUUGAGAGCUAACAUGAGAUUUGGACUCAAAUUCCAGCAUGCAGACUUUGUUUGUCAAUGACUUGGAAGUUUUUCCAACUUACCCUCUUCUUGUUGCAACUCACCCUGGGACCUUAUGACAAAGGGCAGUUUACUUCAAUGGGUCUACUCUGUGUAGGGCUAGUGUUGGAUACAACCUAAUACCCACUGACCGCACUCAUGGAGCCCAGUGCUUCAAACAACUCUCUCAAGAGACUAUCCAAAGAAAGUGGGCAUCUCAAGAGCAGCACUGUCCAAUGGAUGGAGCUCUGCAGCGCAAAGUUAAGAGCAUGAGUGAUGAGCUGAUAAGCUCCCAGUUUAGUUACCACCUGACCUAAGGCAGGCUUCUAUCUCUCAGUCUCCACUGGUAAUAUGGGAGACAGUGUGGUAUAGCAAUUUGAGCACUGGACCAAGGCUGAUUCAAAUCCCCACUAAGUCAUAGAGAUCACUAGGUGACCUUGGGCCAGAAACACACUCUGCCUCUCUGUCUCUGAUCCUAUCCUACCUCAUAGGGUUGUUGCACUGCAAAAAGUGGUGGGGUAGAGAAUUAUGAAUGUUCACCUGGGUUCCCUGAAGGAAAGCUGAGAAAUAAAUAAAUAAAACGGGUCAUCAUCACCAUCAUCAUCAUCAUCAUACAUUACUGCAGCAAUGAUUUGAGAACUUAGAACAGCAUUAUGCAUGAAAGAUAUCUAGGGUUGGAUCCUGACUGAGGCUAAAGCUGUAGUCCUACUGAACCCUACUGAAAACAAAGGCACUUACUCAUGAGGAAGAGUGUUAGCUAUUGAGCGUUAGGUCUCAUUGUUAUGUAGGUCCCAUUGUUGUUACUUUGGUUUCAAUGGGGCCUCUCUGCAUAGUUCGUCCUGACUUAAUUGAAGCCCCAUUGACUUCAAUGGGAAGUCACUGCAACUAACAAUCCUAUGCAUGUCUAUUUGGAUCAAAGUCCUUGUCAUAUUCAGCGGGGCUUAUUCCUGAAUGUGUGUGUUUAGGAUCACAGCCUUGGAGCGGGAUUGAAUCUUAUGCGAUGUUGUUUCCAGAAUCUCUAUGCCCGUAGCAUCGACACCUUUCUAUACAGGACGGUAUUGUGAUUCGUUUUGCUUUGUUUCAUGUUGCAGCUACAUCGCUUUAAUUGCAAUGGCCAUUCAGCAGAGCCCCUCCAACAAAGUGACUCUUUCUGGCAUUUACGACUUCAUCAUGAAGAAAUUCCCUUACUACAGGACAAACCAGCGAGCCUGGCAGAACUCCAUCCGCCACAACCUCUCCCUCAACAGCUGCUUUGUCAAGGUAGGACCAACAAACCACAGCAACAUGGGCAGCAGUCCACAACCUAGAAAGGGAAACUUGGGUUCUGCAAGCUGCUCGGUUGGGAGCCCUAUUUGCAAGAGGAUGCUGUGCACAUCUGGCUGUAGAAUCAGCUCAGAUGUGGCCAUAGGGAACCAGUGCUGUGCUGAAAACUGGCUCUUGAUUUCUCCCCUGUGAAAGGAGGCUUUCAAUAAGCCUCUCAGCGCCAGUUGCUGCGCAUCACAAACUGGAAGAGCUCUGUUGCGCUCACAUCCUGCUUUCAGGCUGCCCAUGCACAAAUCGUCGCCGUCGUCAUUAUAUUAAAUUUGUAUACUGCCCUAUACUCAUAGAUCUCAGGGCAGUUCACAACAUAAAUUAACAGUGGAACCUCAGGUUGCGAACGUGAUCCAUGUGGGAGGCACGUUCGCAACCCGCAGCGGCACGUCUGCACACACACGGGUUGCAAUUCAGCAUUUCUGCGCAUGCGCAAAGCGCGAUUUAGUGUUUCCGUGCAUGCGCGAGCGCCGAAACCUGGAAGUAACCUGUUCUGGUACUUCCGGGUUCAGCGCGGUGCGUAACCCAAAAACGCACAACCUGAAGCGUCUGUAACCCGAGGUAUGACUGUACAAUAUAAACAACACAAAAUACACAAUAAAAAUAAGAAUAAAGACAACCCAAUAAUCCCUCCAUCCACAACACUUUUAAAAGGGCCACUGUGAGAAUAAUAAUAAUAAUUUAUUAUUUAUAACCCCGCCCAUCUGGCUGGGUUUCCCCAGCCACUCUGGGCAGCUCCCAACAGAAUAUUAAAAACACGAUCAAACAUCAAACAUAAAAACUUCCCUAAACAGGGCUGCCUUCAGAUGUCUUCUAAAAGUCAGAUAUUUAUUUCCUUGACAUCUGAUGGGAGGGCAUUCCACAGGGCAGGCGUAACUGCCUGGUUCCCUGUAACCUCACUUCUCACAGUGAGGGAACCGCCAGAAGACCCUUGGAGCUGGAUCUCAGUGUCCAGAUAGAAUGAUGGGGGUGGAGACGCUCCUUCAGGUAUACUAGAACAGGACUAGAGCCAUUAGCCUGAUUCAGUAGGAAUUUCCUUAUGUUAUUAUAAUCACAGAUUCAUAGGAUUUUAGAGUUGGAAGGUACCCCAAGGGCCAUCUAGUCCAAUGUACGAAUUACAGUUAAAGUACAUCUGACAGAUGGUUAUCUAACCUCUGCUGAAAAAUGAAAAAAAAAGUCUACCCCCUUCUGAGGCAGUCCAUUCCACUAUCAAACAGCCCUUGCCAUCAGGAAGUUCUCCCUAAUGUUUAGCCAAAAUCUCCUUACUUGCAAUUGGAAUUCAUUUGUUCGGGUUCUACCUUCUUGAGUGAUUAGAAAACAAGCUUGUUCCACCUUCUAUGUGACAGCCCUUCAGGUAUCUGAAGACGGCUAUCAUAUUCCUCUCUCUUCUCUUCUCCAGGCUGAACAUGCCCAACUCCCUCAACCACUCUUCAUAAGGCUUGGUUUACACUCCAUUCGCAUGUCUCCAUCUCUGGACCCUUGAGAGAUGCUUUAGGAAAGGGGUCAGCAAACUUUUUCAGCAGGGGGCUGGUUCACUGUCCCUCAGAACUUGGGGAGGAGGGCGGAUUAUAUUUUGGAAAAAAAAUAAUGAACGAAUUUCUGUGCCCCACAAAUAACCCAGAGAUGCAUUUUAAAUAAAAGGACACAUUCUACUCAUGUAAAAACACGUUGAUUCCUGGGCCAUCCGCCCGCCGGCUUUAGAAGCCAAUUGGGCCAGAUCUGGCCCCUGGGCCUUAGUUUGCUUACCCAUGCUUUAGGGUUUUGGUGGGUGUGGAGUUUUGAGCUUCCUUUGGCAUUGUGAGGUGGCUGUGGGUGUUCUUUCCAAGAAACAUAGCUCCAACUCUUUGCAACCUCCUUGGCUGCCUGUGCUUCCUGAUCUGACGUCUUCCUUCGAACUUUCACUGAAGCAUGGGCACCCAGGAGACCUGUAGUUUGCAGGCGAUUUGUAGAACGAAGGAAUCGAAACUCAGAAAUGCCCUGGGUCAUCUUGAAAGCAGAAGAAGCACAUACACAUCUGACCCAGGGAAAUUUCACCAAAAUGUGCUCUCCUUUUGGAUAAUUUUUUAAAAAGCAAUUUAUUUAUGGAGAAUGACCAGCAAGGAACAGGGAGACGAGGACAGGAAUAGGUUUUCAGCAUAGCACUAUAGGAAACGAAGAAAGCUCUAUUAUAACGGUUCUCAACCUGUGGGUCCCAAGAUGUUGUUGGACUACAACUCCCAUCAUCCCUGAGCUCUGGCCUUGCUAUCUAGGGGUGAUGGGAGUUGUAGUCCAACAUCAUCUGGGGACCCACAGGUUGAGAAAGGCUGCUCUUUUAUGAUGGGUGAGGCUGUUUGUCCAUCGAGGCCUGAAUUGUCUUCUCUAGAUGAGAGCAGCUCUCCGGGGUCACAGACAGGGGGCUUAGGCUUAGCUGGUCCUUUUGACAGCAGAUGUCAAAGAUCUGACCUGGACUCUUUCAUAUGCAAAGUGUGCUCUCUACUAUAGAGCCGUGGUCCAAGCAUUCUCGAAGUGCAGCUGCAUGGGCAAAAAUAUCCUCUCUAUUUCUGAAGUCCAGAUUGCGAGUGCUAUGGCUGGUGAUGGUUGGCAACUAUGGUGACUGGUUGGGUGGAAGGCAGGGAGCCUAACAGUAGGUGGCGCCAGAGCCAAUGGCAGGAAGAACCAAUUAAUUCUCAGUUUGCCGCAUCCUCCUCCCUGCUGGGUUCUGCAAAGGGCAACAAAGACUAUGAGGAAGAGGAAGUGGACAGGCAGUGUCAAUUCCUGAACUUGUUGUAAGCAGAAAGGGAGGCUGGUGAGAGCUGACUGAGAAUAGAUGGAGGUUAAUGGGGCAAUGUCCUUAGUGGAGCAACAUCCAUGGGCUGUUGCUUAUGGAGCUAAAAUACCCCCCACACAGAGGGUAUUUGGAGGGGAAAACUUAAGCUGGAACCUCCAACAACCGAGUGAGGACUGAACAUGCUCAGUGGACAUAGAAUGCUGGCUGACUCUUGGGUGCGAUGAUUGAAAGCCAAGUGGGAAGGGGAAUGGAAUGGAGUUUCCUGUACAAGACUCCUUCCACGCUGCAACAUUUUGUUGCAGAUCCCAUAUUUAACAAGAUUUCUAUACCGCUAAAUCAUCUGUAGCCUCUAAGUGGUUUACACAUUUAAGUCAUGAUUUCAGCAUGUCCUCAGUUGCAGCCACUGCUCUCUGAUGAUAAUGCAUAGGAGUGCUACUGUACAUGUAUCAGCUCAUGCUCAGGUGGAAGGCUGUGCAACCCAGGAACAUGAAGGUCAUCUGGAGAGCUGGCAAAUGUUACAUAGUGGGACCUGAGCUCAGUGGUGGAGCACAUUACUUUGAAUGCAAAAGGUCAGUUGUAUCAGCAGUGAAAAGGAUUGAGUAGCAAGUGAUGGGCAAGAUCUGUGCCUUGGACCCUUGGAGAGAUGCUGCCAGUCAGUGCAGGCUAUACUGGGCUAGUUGGAUAAACAGUCUGAGCAGGUAGCAUUGCAAACACGAAAAGGAAACUUCAUGCAAUGGUGUGGUUCUUUUUGCGUGGCAUUUUACCGAUGUCCUUGUGAGGUCUUGAAAGGGAAAAAAAUAUCUAAAUAUAACUGUUCCUACAAUCAGAUGGAGAUUGCUGCUAUCUAGAGAUGUGGGGAAAAAUUGAUUCAGUUCACAUUUAAGGCAAACAUACCUAAUUUGCACCAAAAUGCAACCUAAAACACAGCCAUCCUUUGAAAUUCACACUUCUCUAUAUUUUGGGCUGCAGUUCUUCAGCCAAGUUAUUUGUACAAAAAUGUGUAUAUUGAUGCAAAGUGUGCAUAUAAAUGAAUGCAACACGCAGAAUUGCAUUACAUUAGGGGAGAGUUACUUGCAAAGAUGUGUAUAUUAGUCAAAACCGAAUGUAUUUAUUAGGACAAUCUGCAUUACGUUGCUGAGGAAUUUUCAUGGGGAUCAGCAGCAACAAAUACCUGUGGAAAUAGGGAAAACUGAAUUUAAGAUUGGAAAAAUGAGAACCUUGGAGAACCAAAAUUGACAGAUUUGUCCAUUCCUCCUUUUAUAACAAUGUGUUCUCAAUGCAGGUUCGUAACAUAGAGGGGAGAAAGAUGCAAAUCAACUGCAACAAGCUGCGUAGCCAGAAUUAAUUAAUUAAAAAAAAUAAUGACCUGCAUUUAUCCAGAAUUCAGAAGGGGAGGAUCUUAGGGCAGAGCAGACCCUUGGGAUGAUAUAGCAAAAGCAAUACACACAAACACACACAGAAUAUCUGUGCUCCAAUGUGUAUAUGACCAGAUACUCUCCAGAUACUUUGAACUACAGCUCUUGUCAUUCCUCACUUUGAGCUUGGUGGCUGAACAGGGAAGAUAAUAAUAAUAAUAAUUUAUUAUUUAUACCCCGCCCAUCUGACUGAGUUUCCCCAGCCACUCUGGCCGGCUCCCAAUCGAGUGUUAAAAACAACACAGCAUUAAAUAUUAAAAACUUCCCUAAAGAGGGCUGCCUUCAGAUGUCUUUUAAAAAUAGGAUAGCUGCUUAUUUCCUUGACAUCUGAUGGGAGGGCGUUCCACAGGGUGGGCACCACUACCGAGAAGGCCCUCUGUCUGGUUCCCUGUAACCUCACUUCUCGCAAUGAGGGAACCGCCUUGGCGCUGGAUCUCAGUGUCCGGGCUGAACAAUGGGGGUGGAGACGCUCCUUCAGGUAUACAGGUAUACAGGACCAAGGCCGUUUAGGGCUUUAAAGGUCAGCACCAACAAGAUCAGUAAUACAGUGGUACCUCUGGUUAAAAACUUAAUUCGUUCUGGAGGUCCGUUCUUAACCUGAAGCACCACUUUAGCUAAUGGGGCCUCCCACUGCCUCCGCACUGCCGCCACGCGAUUUCUGUUCUUAUCCUGAAGCAAAGUUCUUAACCCGAGGUACUAUUUCUGGGUUAGUGGAGUCUGUAACCUGAAGCGACUGUAACCUGAAGCGUCUGUAACCCAAGGUACCACUGUAGAGAGCAAGCAGCCUUUCCGGAAAGCUUAUACAGCAUGAUGGAUAUUUUCCUCACAUGACUCCUGAUAAGCUUUGGAGGAACCGCAAGGCUCUGUGGAACACAGUUUGAAAGCCACUGUCCAAGGUUGGUAGGGAGAAAGAGAAGCUCAGCUCUAAGUAAAUGGAGAUCAUUGAAAAUAUCCUUUUGCCCUCUUAGCUGCUUCUGGAUGGAAGGAUAGAAAAUGCAGAUAUUGUUUUCUUCUGAUGUAUGCUAGUACAUAGCAAAUGAAAGGGGCUAUUUGCCUACAACUUCUAUAAUUAGAGAGCCUGGUCUUCAACAGUUUGUCAUAUAUGUUUAUACGAGACUUGCAUUUAAACGGACACAGAUGUUGAAGCGGCUGUGUUUGUAGCACACAUGCACACAAAUGCCGAAUUCGGGUUUUGCUUUCGCCCAGGCUUCAGCUCCGCAAUCUGUUCUGAAUGCUGUGCAUCAACCUUAGACCUUGGGAAUGAAUAGCAAUAAGAAAACCGAGAGAGUUCCUGUGCAUGUGCAGAGUGCAGUCCCCCACUCUCUUCCACUCUUGGAUUAGGGGAUAAAGGUCUGAGAUGAGGGAAAGGUUGCAGUUUCCAGAUAGCCUUGCUAGAUGGUUUUAUAUUUCUCUUAAGGCAGUAACUGACAGAAUGGAUGCUUUCUCUCUCUCUUUUAUUAUUAUUUUAAAAACAAUGAAUUGCAGGUUCCCCGGACAGAAGGCAAUGACAAAGGGAAGGGGAAUUACUGGAGCUUUGCAUCGGGAUGUGAAUCUAUGUUAGACCUGUUUGAAAAUGGGAACUACAGGAGGAGGAGGAGGAGGAAGAACGUCAAAAGGGAACCCAGAGACAAACAGCCAAAUGGCGGGAGCGACUGCUUGCAAGCUCUGUCCCCGGUGGAUUCAGGAUUCCCCAGAAUCAACUCCUGUCCUGCUCAGAGAGUGCAACCCCAGCCCAAAGCUUUGGAGACUUGCGAGCUUUUUCCAAAUGCCGCCGCCAGCCGUGAGAGUCUAAACAGCUCCUCCAUAGGAAAAUCUGACUCCGAAAUUAAAUUUAGCAUUGAUUACAUUCUCUCCUCCCCAGACCCUCUGCCUGUCCUGAGGUCUCCGUAUCACACGGAAGAUAAUAAAUACCACCUCUUGGAUUCUCAGCAGCUGGUGAACCUUCAGUUUUGGACAAUGUGA